Messenger RNA from Gossypium raimondii (Peruvian cotton), 891 nucleotides. Its product is annotated as chaperonin-like RBCX protein 1, chloroplastic. The transcript has 6 exons. Gene Ontology annotation, biological process: ribulose bisphosphate carboxylase complex assembly. The record is from RefSeq and is a predicted model, not a curated record. Gene Ontology annotation, molecular function: protein folding chaperone. Bases 76 to 600 code for a protein of 174 amino acids. NCBI's taxonomy places the organism in Eukaryota, Viridiplantae, Streptophyta, Magnoliopsida, Malvales, Malvaceae.
AGAUUCCAAGUUGUUAUAAAACAAAGAGCUUAUCCAAAAUAUUCAAGCUUUCUAAUCUCUAUCUAUCAAUCAUCAAUGGCGAGCCUUGCGCUUCUUCCCCUAACUCAACCCUCCUUUCUCCCUUCUAAACCAUUCAAAAGUAAUGUGGGUUUUCCACCUUCUUCCCCAUUGAACCAAAGAACCUCCCAUGCUACUCCAUUAAACUGCCAUAAGAUGUAUGUCCCUGGUAAUGGGGCAUCACCAGAGGCCAAGGCAGCCAAAAACCUCCACGGUUUCUUCAAUUACAUAACAGUUAAGAUAGUCAGUGCUCAACUUCAGAGCUAUAACCCUGAAGCUUACAAGGAUUUGAUGGAGUUCCUGAAUACCCACUCGUUGAAUGAUGGGGACAAGUUCUGUGCCAGCUUGAUGAGGGAAUCUUCAAGGCAUAAAACUCUAGCCCUCCGCAUCUUAGAGGUUAGAUCUGCAUAUUGCAAACGUGAUUUCGAGUGGGACAACUUGAAGCGUUUAGUUUUCAAGAUGGUGGAUGAAUCCAACACAAAACUAAUGAGGGAAUAUGUUCAAGAAACCAGUCAUGUAACUGAAAAAGAAACCGGCAAGUGAACCGACUCCAGCUUUCCGAUGCCUCUUUCAGCUGUUCCGACUAGUAAUAAUCCAAUACAUCAUAUAGAGAGAGAGAGAGAGAGAUAGUCAUUACAGGUCUACCCGUGCUGUAUGUGCUGUAUAGCCUCAUUGUGUAGAAAUAUGUAUAGAACAUAUAGAAAAUAUAAAUAAUAGUACAUAUAUAGAUAGAUAGAAGCAUUACUCAGAAGUUAAUUAGAACAGUUUCAUGAUGCGGGGUUAAUUUCUUUGAUCAAUCCCCGGAAAACCUUCCUGCUGCUUGUGCUUUAUCCA